CAUUCGUGUUGUUUGCUUCUUUGUGAUCGGACGGUGUGUGUCGGCGGCGCGAUCGUGUAUGCUUCAGUUUUACACCUAAAAUUAUUAAUCAUCCAUCGAAGAUUUAAGCAAUCGAAUCGAAUUUUAAGUUAAAAUCGAUUAGUUUUAUUUGAAAAAGUGCUUAUUUAGAUUGCCGGACUAACUUAUCCCGGGUGUUAAAGAUUGUCAUUCCUUCCUAAUCGUAAGUGCGUUCAUCGUCAUUACAAAGCGAUGUGGGAUUCUCCUCACUGAUCAUCAUCGAUCGCGAGAUUGACCAAGCGCAACCAAACCAACCACAACAAAAGUGCGACCACCGGAGCCAGAGACGAAAAACAGCUCAUCGUCUGCUGACGGCUGCUGGACAGUGAUUUAAUCUAUAAUAUUUAGAAGUUUUCAAGCAAGGAGUUUGUGUCUUUCUGGAUUACAAUAAAAGUUCAAGGAGGAGUUAGAGGCGAAAUCGGAUUAUCGCCUUAUUCUACGCCUCAAAAGUUCCCGACAGCCUACCUCGAGAGGUACACCAUCGCCAUAAACGUGCGCAUUCCAACACAAGUGCAUAAAUCCACCAUCUUCUUCCGUGAGAAAGCUUCCCGAACCGUGUCCACUGCCGUACAAGUUAGAUAGACACAUAAGGGGCACCCACUCGGAGGCUAGUUGCUCCCCGUUGAAACCGCCCCCGCACUCCGGUCAUAGUGGAGAAGAAACUGAAAAGCGGCAAGAUGGCCAGUACUGGCGAUAUCUGGCUACAGUGGUUUUCUUGCUGCUUCCAGCAACCGCAAAGUCCUCGACGGCGACGACAUCACCAGCGGCUGCGGAUAGACCGCUCGAUGAUUGGGAAUCCCACCAAUUUCGUGCAUACUGGCCACAUCGGUUCCAACGACGUCGAGCUCUCGACGAACCACCUCUCGGCGAUACAAAACCAAAUGCAGAGUAAAGGUGGCUACGAAAUGAACUCGCUAAGACUACAGGCCUGCUGAUAAGCCGUGAUACGCCACCGUCCGUUAAUUUAUUCCUAGUUUAUAAGGCUAUUAUGCUUUCGGAACAACAACACUGUACACACAAUCCACCCGGAUCAACAUUACUAGGAGAGAUUAAUUAGCAGAAACAAUUACACAUUAUCGUGGAAGUCCGGCGAACGGAACGAAAGGUGUAAUUAAUUGGCGCAAAAUGGAGAAGAAUCGUUGGAGUUCACAUAAAACGAUUACCACAAAGCAUUUCAGCUUCAACGUCUUCCUUUCGGAACAUUGAAACUUCAGAAAAGUUUAUCCACUACUAGACUGUAGCCGAAUUCAACUCGGAAUAAAAAUAUCCAUAGAUUCCGAAUAUCAGAAAUAGAAGCCUUAUUAAAACUAUCGCAGCUGAUGCAAAUAGCGUGUAAUGAAAGAGAUGUUUUAUUUGCGCGAAAUUGAAUGAAUGGUAUUCCUGAUGGAGAAGAGUUUUAGAAUAUGAAGAAUUUUUAAUGAAUAAAUCGUGGUGCUUCACUAAGAGAUCAAAACUAAAAUAAUAAUAAACUAAUAACAAAAUGUGCCACAAGUGCACCGAUGUAAAUCAUUGUACAUAGUUCCUUGAAUUAAAAAGAAAAGUGUCAAUUUAUAUCGCAUAAUAUUAUACUCUCACUCCUAGCCAUGUAAGUCUAUCGAAAUAAAACUGAAUUGACUAAAGAGAACACUGCCUUGGGGAGAAAAUUCCUUCGUAAUGCCUUACGGUUAGUAAUGUAAUACAUAAUCCACGUCCUCAGAAUUGUGUAGGCGAUAUUUUGACCAGUUUAAUUUUAACAUCGGUUUAAGAAUACAUACAACAAUAGAUAUAAUAAAACCUGAAAAACAUUGUUUUGAAAUAUUAACAAGAACAA
Messenger RNA from Aedes albopictus (Asian tiger mosquito), 1867 nucleotides. RefSeq names its product CDC42 small effector protein homolog. NCBI's taxonomy places the organism in Eukaryota, Metazoa, Arthropoda, Insecta, Diptera, Culicidae. Gene Ontology annotation, biological process: regulation of Rho protein signal transduction. The record is from RefSeq and is a predicted model, not a curated record. Gene Ontology annotation, cellular component: plasma membrane. Bases 735 to 992 code for a protein of 85 amino acids. Gene Ontology annotation, molecular function: small GTPase binding. The transcript is spliced from 6 exons.